Molecule: messenger RNA, 2256 nt
Organism: Penicillium atrosanguineum
Lineage: Eukaryota; Fungi; Ascomycota; Eurotiomycetes; Eurotiales; Aspergillaceae
Product: Zn(II)2Cys6 transcription factor domain-containing protein
Exons: 3
Coding region: 1-2256 (751 amino acids)
Biological process (GO): regulation of DNA-templated transcription
Molecular function (GO): DNA-binding transcription factor activity, RNA polymerase II-specific; zinc ion binding
Source: RefSeq, a predicted model, not a curated record
AUGUCUGGUCAUUCGACCGCCAAGGUGGCGUUCAGAUCCUCCUCCCAGCCACAGCGGCGACAGAACACCAGUUGCGAUCCUUGUCGACGCUCCAAACGGCGCUGCUUCUUUCCUUUAGAUGGGUUAGAUAACUUGAAUGACCCUUGCGCACAUUGCAGGCGCUUAGGCCAUGCAUGCACCUUCAAUUUUGCUGCGUCUCAACAGAAUCUGAGGCGAAAGAGACAGCGACGCAACCCACCAAGCCCCGAUCGGAAAGGAGAUCAUGAUACAUCUCCACAUAAUGAAUCAUUUGAUCUACCUAUGGGCCUGAGAGAAGACACAUCCCGAACUGGCUCCGUGGACGCACAAGAUGACUUUGCAGCAUGGCUCAACUUUGAUGUUGAGCAGUCCUUCAGCGACAAUGUUACAUUACCCUUGACUGAUGUAGUCAAUGCAAGCGAAUAUACUGCAUCGUGCUUAGGAUUAACGGAAACGCCUGCACGUUGGAACGAACGUCAACUCGCUCUUCUGCCAGAUCGCUCGCGAGGGAUGCAGUCAUCCCAGUAUAGUGCAGAUGACAUUAUUGGGAGCUCCAUAAGAAGUCCAGUCCGUCUAUUGAAUUCAAAAAUGGAUGCUAUGAUGCUCGACGAACGUUCUAUCCGGAUAUUUGACACUAUCGUGACUGGAUCUGCGAACAGAUUCCUGGACUAUGAAUGCAAUUUAUAUGCGACAGGAACUCCUUAUCAGAUAGAGAACUGCAGAUCAGAGAGCUCACAAGGAUCUUCGCCCGCAAAUCUGAAAGCCCUGAGGGAUGAGCCAGCCACGGAAUCUGCGAUCGCAUCACCACAAUCAGCCAAACUUUCGCUCAUUCCCACACAAGACUCAAGAGAAGUACCAACGCGUGCUCUUGUUCCUCCAAGAGAUGAUGACUUCAAAAUGACUUUACUCGGGUGCGCUCUGUUCUUGGAUCAUUUUGGGGAUUUAUAUGGUAAUCGGUUGAGCCCAACUGAUCGAAAGAAAUCAGACGCGGCCUUGAAAUCAACGUUUCGAGCAUUUUCGUUUCAAUGGUUAUCAAAUGAUAAGACCAGAGGGAGACAAACGGCACGGAGUACCUCUCUAGAUGUCUACACUGAUGCGUGGCAUCGGGCACGAUCAUCACUCAAUGACACGCACUCGGUUCGUUCGUUCCGCGUUGUCUUUGCUUCCUUCAUGUUCAACGGCAUCGCCACACCGAUAUCAGCACGUCCAAAUUCUACAGCUCAUGAGUUUUUGGACACAGCAUUAGAAAGGCUUGGUGAACUUGACGGACUUGUCAAGCAAUACUGUACAACUUUGGGACCUUUCUCCAAAUAUGCAGCCCUUUUAGAGGCCAGCUUAAGUAUUGUCUGUUGGUGUGGUUACCUCCGUGGUACUGGAGCAGCUCUCUUUGGUGAUCAUCCGUGCAAGUUGCCCUACACUCUUGUCCAUUCGAAUAGCGACGACUUGACUCCAAAUUAUUCAAUCUAUCGCAACUUGGAAGAUUUGGAUUUGAAUAUCCCAGCCAUAUGUCGAAAAGCAUCAGCAGAAGCAUUCUGCAUUUGGAGACAGAUGAUAAACGUAAAAAGCACUCUGCCCAGAGCCCCCAAUCCUAACUUUUGUCCUACUUCCGAUCUACUCGAGUCAAUCACCAAUACGCUGGUCGCUAUUGGAAAGUUUGAUAAGUGCUUCAGGCAUUUCUUGAACAAUUGCAGAGAAAACUUUCAUAGCCUAUCUAUUCCAUCGAGAAUUGCUUCAGUAUCUCUCAUGGCUUUCUGGUACCUUGGAGUCCUCAUCUUUGCUGAAAUACUACAACCGCUGAGAACCACCGCUAUCCCAGACCUUUCCUCGAAAAUGAAAACUUGCCGAAGAGAUGCAACAUCUUCAAUGGCAGACAUCAUUGAAUGCGUGUUGCAACUACCCGUCGAAGAGGCUUUCAAUCUCCAAAAUGGAUUGAGUGCCGAUGUUCCCCUCAUCGCCUACCACGUCACUCCGAGCUUAAUGGUCACUGCCUUGGAGAAGGCCGUGGAGCAUAUUAUUGACAUGCAAACUUCUUAUAACCAUAAUGAGGAGCCAGUUGGCACUUCAUGGGAUUCUCGUGAGGAGACAUGGACGCGACAAAUUGACUACCUAAUGAAAGGACUUCUUUCUCUGGAAGUAACCGUUGGUGGAUCUCAGACCGCCGGUGUCGCUUUUCAAUCGCUCAUGCGAAAACACGGUGAUAUUAUUUCGGAAUGUUGGACCUCAGACUUUGAGACAUAG